GCCUACAUUUUGUUGUACUGGUGUCAACACAUAACCUAUAAACACUGAUCUAGGUCUGAAUGAUUUCCUACUGGAUAGUGUCAUUAAACAUUUUGCCUGAUUACAUAAUAAUCACUUAUUACACUUGUACUAUUGUGUAACAGUAAGCUCCUACAUGCUCAGUUCAGAGCCCUAGAUACGCCAGUGACAAAGGAACAUCAAUACACAUUCACAACUAAUACAAGCCUGGAACAAAGGAAAGUGUUGGACCCAGAUUUCUGUUGUUGUUUAUUCCAUUGUUAAAAUUCAAUAUUUCAUUGGCAAAAUAGAAGAUUUGGUAAGCUGUACAGAUAAAUAUUUGUGUUUUGAAUUAUGGGCACGAGGUAAAGAGUGUUCAUAUCACUCAUGGACAAAUGAUUAGAUUGAUCAUUGAUUCUGUGAUGGCCAGCAACCACUUAGGAAUAAACCUGGAAAAACUAAAUCUUGUGGAGUAAAUGUUUGGUCUCCUUUAAAACAUGAUGCCUUGGUGUAUUCGUGGUGGACUUGCAUUUGCUCUGAUUCUUCUGACGUUUCUAAGCCAUGAGUGUUCUUCUCAAAAUACUACAAAUGAAAAUUACUUCUCAACCAUUGAAUACCAGUCUACUGACAACAUAUUUAACUCCAGUAUUAUUCAAGUAACGAACAAUGAAAAUGUAGACAAUGUGACUGCUUUCACACAAAUGACACCAAAUAAUGUUACAACAGAGUCUAAUAUCAGUCACAUGACAGAGAUAAUGGAGUCGUCACUGGAACCAUCACCCUCAUGGGAAGUGAUGUAUACAAGUUAUUUUGAAACAUCAUAUUUUCUAGAAUCAUACACAAUAACAUCUGAAGAUUUAUAUUUUUCAUCCUUAAUAUUGUCUACACCAAAGCUCCGUCCAACACAGUCUUCUGAUAUGACAAGCAUAAUGACUGAAUAUUUUGAAGGUAGUAAUAUGUUUUCAACUAACAUUGCAAAAACUUCAAAUGAUUUUGCUUCUUUUGCGGCUGUUAUGGAAACCUCUAGUUUACCAUUACUACCAGUUACAACUUCUUCAGACAUUCCAAUGGUUUCGCCAUCAUCAGUAAUAGUGCCAUCUUCUUCAUUGGCUGUGGUUAGCACUUCUGCUUUGACAGUUGCAGUAACAACGAGCCCAGAAGGUCCAACAAAAUCUCUUAAAGAUUUCAAAUUCACCAUGAAAAUGAAUGGAAAUUGCGACAAUGUUAAAAGUGACGAAGACUUGUUCAAAAAAGCAUGUAUUGAUGCGAUUACAGAAAGGACAGGCGUCAUUAAGAACCAACUGAUGAUUAAUGACCUCCGCUGUGGUUCAGUUGUCUUGGAUUUUACAUUCUACGAUAAAACAGAAGAGGACAAUGGUGCUGAAAUGCUAGAAAUGGCUUCUGAAGAGGAACCACUGAUCAUCAGUUUCAAAGGGGAAGAAUAUGUUGUGGUGGAAGUUACUGAGGUAUCUUUGACACCCACAAAGAGCUCUGGUGGUUUAAGUAUCGAAGAUCAAAGACUACUGAUUUACUGCGUGGCUGGAGGGCUCUGCGGCUUUGUUGUUUUACUUGCCAUCUGUUUGUGUAUCAGUCAGUGUUGCAAAAACCGACAUAAGAAACGCAAAGAAGAUAUUCUCUUUCAGGGUGAGCACCUGACAAAGUUGUCUGACAUGAACCUCACCACUACCAUCAUUCCACGACCUAAGAGCAUCUACGGCAAUAUAGGCAACUAUGAGACCCGUUGUAGCCUGUUUGCGAUAACCAACAACUACUACUAUUAUAACAAUGGAGCAUUCAUGUUCGAUGAUGAAAGCGAUCCCAAUAGUGGGAUCAUGACUGCUGAUGGGGAAGGGGAAGGUGGAGUCAUGGUUGCUGUGGAAGUUAAUGAACCCACUACUCCUGGUGCUAAGGCGAGUGAACAGUUUGGGAUGAGUGGCAUUCCUGAUUGGAAUUUACCACAACUAGAAGGGGUUGUGCGUGCAGGGAAGGACAUAGAAGGUUCCGACACUGCAAGUAUUCACGAUUUUAGCCGGCCAUCAUCACGUACCUUCAGCAUACCACUUCCUCCUCCUCCACCUCAGUUGCCGAACCACCAGGAGGCUACGGAUGUGACAGAUAUUACAAUAACCGUCCCACAAUGGAACCGGCAGAGCGAUGCCUUUUCUGAGAUCACGGAGUCUUCUUUGAAUGAUACAAACAUGCUUUUGAGGGAAGGUUCACAGAGGAAGAAGGUGCAGGGCUUAGAAAAUGAGGGACUACAACUUGAUGAGGAUAUUGGAGAAGCUAAAAAAGAUAACACCUUGACAAGAAAUGAACCUGGGUCACAGUUAGCUCCAUAUGAGGCCUUAAGCAGGUUAUAAUAGGGCAAAUAAUCAUAAUAAUGAUAAUGAGAUCUGCAAAUCACCAAAGCUAUAGUUUUUAACUAUUUUUUAUUUAUCUGUAAUAAGAGAAUUUAAUAUUGAUUUCUUUCCAACAAAAUUUAAUAUUUUUGUGAAUAUUUUAAAAUUAUUGUAGAACUAAGCAAUGUUGUUGCAAAUAUUUACAACCUGAAUUAAUAAAAAGAUUAUUUAUCUAUAAAUAUAGAGAAUAAUUCUAAUAGUUGUAUUUUCCCAUAGAAAUCUACAAUAUUAUUCUUUGUGAAAAUAUUUGGCUGCCAGUGACUAGCGUACCUAGUAUGGUAUUAAAAAAGUAAUAAUUGCGAAGGUGAAAGGAGAUAUAGAAAGAAAAUAUGCAAGUCAAAUAUAAUGACUGUCUUUAUUUAUAUAAGUAUGAAGAUUAUAGAUCUGAUAAAGUUUUUAUAAGAACUUCUCAUCAGGGUACGUUAUUCACAUUGUACUUAAAAUAAAUAAUAAUAUUUUGAUUGUCUUAUUUUUGUAUACAUACUUUUUAACUAAUGAAAUAUUAAAUUUGAAAAUAUUUUAUAGCUUAUACUACAUUGAUCUGAAAUUUAUUUAAAAGAAAAGAAAAUAUAUAUGUGUAUAUGUGAGGGUAAGAAUAAGAGUUUGGGAUGUUCAGUCUGAAAAUGCUUUUCAGUUUAAAUUGAAAUUCUUGCUGAUUUGUUUAAAGGGGGAAAUCCUCCUUAGAAAAACUUUUAAAUAGAGCAUGAUUUUAUGUAAAGCAUACUGGGUAUUGCCUAGUGUAAAUUACAACGUUUUAUAGUUACAGAAUGUUAGCUUCAAUUAGCCACAGUGGCUGUUCUACAAAAUACACUCAGUGGAGGUUCUGCUGGGCCGGAUGUUCUGUCUGAUGGGGUUCUGUGAAUUUCUGAUCAGUAGGGUCCACAAAUGUAUUAUGCACAAGUCAUAAUAUUCCUGAUGAUGCUUAAAUAAUAUAGAGUAAAAUGGCCUUAUCAAUUUUUGUACAUAAACUCAGUACAUAAAGUCAUGUAGCAUGUCAUAAUUUUUCAUUUGUUCAUUCCCAUAAUGGCCCUGUCACACCUUGACGAUUUAGCCAGCGUAAACCGGUGUAUGAAAAAUUUGGCAAAUAUGCUGACAUACGUCAAAUAGGUUAUGGCCAAGUUUUGAGCAAGCUGAAGCACUCUAGUAUACAUUGUAGUAUGGCAAGGUCAUUGACAAAUUGUUUGAAUGCACACCAUUUUUCGGCACAUGUAGAUGUACAGUAUUAACAUGUUCUGGAAGACCACAGAAUGUAUCUAACUUACAGCUACUGUAUAACGGCGUCUAAGUUACCAAUAUGUUAAAUAUACGUGCAACUCAUUAUGAAUAUGCUAUGUAUACGCCCGAAAUGGAAAAAAAAAACCCUGCUGAUAAUUUAGCGUUUGCCAGCAUUUUAGAGAAAUUUGUAUACGUCGGCAUACGCUGGCUAAAUCGUCAAGGUGUGACAGGGACAUUAUAAACAAACUUAUUUAAUCUGGUAUACUUAAUAACAAAAAAACAAACAAAAAAAAAUAAAAAAAUUUGCUCCUUAUUUUUAGUCAAAUGAAGUAGUGCAAGUGAUUUAAGCCUCACACUCGCAGGCUCCCCCAAUGCUUAGCAAUGAACCCAAGGUCAUACAAUGAUGGUGAAUAGUUAUAAGAGAUUCCAGCUUAUUGCAUUAUGAAAACUGAUCCCUUCCAUGCAUUUCAUAGUUGGCUUUGUAUCUGGUUGUAUUUCUCGACUAUAAAAAUUGUACAAUAAUGCUUUGUAUUAAAUUUUAUGACUAUAUAUAUGCAUCUUAAAUUUAUGAAAUUAAGAAACUUAUUUAGAAAUACGUGUUGUUAUUAAGGUUAUGUGUUUUAGGAGCAACUCGAGCAAGUUUCCACACUAUCAAAUUUUAUGUGACAUAACCAUAUUUGGGUGUAUGACAUCAUUAUGUCCAUAUAUGGCACACCACACAAAUUUGUCAUAUCAGAUUUGAUAAUACAUGGACAAAGCAAAAUGUAGCAAUGGAAAUAAAUAAAAGUCCACCAGAUU
Molecule: messenger RNA, 4409 nt
Organism: Anneissia japonica
Lineage: Eukaryota; Metazoa; Echinodermata; Crinoidea; Comatulida; Comatulidae
Exons: 4
Coding region: 495-2357 (620 amino acids)
Source: RefSeq, a predicted model, not a curated record